GCUUCAGACUUGACACUUCCUUCUGUCCUCUGAUCGCUUGGUAUUACUCACAGUGUGCAGACUGAUGGUUUGUUGUAAUAUUUGGAGUCUAUAUGUAGGGAUCUGGUUGAUCAGGUCGCCGUUGUGGUUUUUCAAGCAGUUUGGGUCUGUUAUCUCCUGAGAUUGGGAUCAUGAGUGUUGGAAGCUGUGGGGGCGAAUAAGAGGAACACAGACACUUCGAGGACCACCUGCCCCUAGACAACCAGUCAGCGUAACCAUGACAACAACCACCUGCCCCUAGACAACCAGUCAGCGUAACCAUGACAACAACCACCUGCCCCUCACCUUCUCUCGGCUGAGAUAACUUCAUCCAGUGGCGGGGACUGACUAGGAAGUAACAGCCAUUGGACAGGAAGUAAUAAAGAUGUCUUCCCAUAAGCGUAGCUUCCAGUGCUUCGAUGCCAUCUUGGACGACGAUGGCCACCACCACCAGCUCCACCACCACCACCACCACCCCAAACUCUCACUCCCCUUCGUGCUGCGUUCUGCCCCCACGCCAUCCCCCAGCAGAUCCUCCCAUAGUGGGGGUAGCACUUACCAGGAGCCCCUGGAGGACCGAGGGUGCUACCUGUGUGCCCAGGCCACAGAGGCCAAACAGGAGACCCAGAGAGAGGCCCAGAGAGAGGCCCAGAGAGAGGCCCAAAGAGAGCCUUCAGCCUGGUACCUCCCUCCGGUCCACCCACACCACCACCCCCAGCAGUAUGUCCGCAGGCGACCUGCCCGGCCUGACCAGCCCACUGCUGAGGCCUCUGACCACCAGCACCCCACCAGGCACACCAAGAAGGUGGUGCUGGUGAAGAAUAGCGACCCCUCUGUUCAGAGGACCAUCGUGCUCCGUCGCAGGACCCUCCACAGCCUGAGCCUGUUUCUGGAGGAGCUGUCUGAGUUCAUGCAGUACCACAUCAGGAAGCUGUACACUCUGGAGGGAUGCAAGAUCGACAGUGUUCAGAGUCUCUUGCAGUGCCCCAGUGUGUUGAUUUGUGUGGGCCAUGAGCCCUCCCACACCAUCCUUCUGGAGAACUUCCGGAAAAACUCAGAUGCCAAACUUCCACGACUGAGUCCAAAGUCUCGUGGACACUCCAACACAGCCAGUGAAGGACAGGAAUCAGAGAAAACUGGCAGCUUAGGACUUGAGACAACGAAAACUGUCAUCCACCCAAGAUCUGAAUCCAACCGGUCAGCCAAGCACUCCAUAUCAUCUGACAAAUCACUCCCACCAAUCAACUCUACAUCCCCGGCCCAUGUUGGCCGUGAAGGCUUGAUGGACGAUGACAUUGAGAAAAGGGUGCUAGUCAACAAAGAUGGCAGCUUGUCAAUGGAAAUGAAAGUGCGUUUCCGACUACUGAACGACGAGACCCUACAUUGGUCCACAGAGAUAAAGAAGUCGGUAGGAACGACCAACGAAUACCUCCAAGGAUACCACGACAACUGCUUUCUUCAGCAAGGUAGCGUGGAAAGCUGUUCCGAGUCGGAGCCCCUUUCACCAGGCGAGGCUGAUGAUGCCUACAUCAUCAAACUGCACGAGAAGCAUCUGGAGAUCCCUCACUGUCAGCACUGCUGCGGCCACUGCCAGGACUAUGAGAUCUGGAAGACCCAUAUUUCGGGGGGGCAGAGGACUGUCCGCCACGUCACCUCCUCCAGCUCCAGUGCCUCCUCACACACCAUUGUCCAUAAAAAAGGUUCGGUGGAGACCAUGUCCAGUGAGGAGAUCACCGAGUACAUGGUGGAGAAGGCGACUUGCUUCCAACAGACUGUGGAGGAGGGGGGCGACACCACUGUGGAGUACUGCACCAUCAGCCGCGGCUGCAGCAGGAGCGAGAUGAGCUUGACGACGACGUCUGGGAAGUGUAAGAGUAGGGCUUCUACCCAGGAUAAGAGCGAGAUCCUUGGCAAGAGCGAGAGCAUUGACAUUACAACCCAGGCAUCGGAUAACGACGAGGAUAUGGCUGAUAGUUCUUCCUCUGCUCCUUCUAAGGAGUCUCAGAGUGAGGUUAGCGUCAAGAUCACUGAUGCGGAGGAAGACGAGCGGCCUGUGUCUGCUGUUAGUCUUUCCUCUCAGAUUCUGGCAUCGCUCAGGGAAGACCAGGAUGAUGAGGAUGACGACCUUCCACCAAGUGCUUCGAGAGCGUGUUCGUGUUCCCAGAAUAGUAACACCGAAGAGAAGGAGGAGGAGCCCACCAGAAGUGCGGUUUUGAACACAGCAGCAACACCAAUGCAACAUUUAUCUCCAAGGCCUCCUAGUAGUAAGGCAUCUUCUGUGCACUCUAAGUCAGUCAAGGCUGUGUCUCGGGCACCAGCAGAUGGACAAGAGGACCAAGAAUCAAACAACUGUAAAUGUGAAGCAUCUGACGAAGCAGGAGAUUCUACGGACGCUGAUGACAGAAAUGCUGAGACUGCAGUUGAAAAGGAAGCGGGUCAAGAAGGGAUCCCUUCAGAGAACACUGAAACCAAAGACACCAAACCAGAGGAGAGGGCAAUGAGCUCACUGUCUGUCAAAUCAAAUGUCUCUACCAGAUCCAGGAGGUCCAAAGUUGGGGAUUCAGGAGUUCAGGAGGAGAAGGGAGAGUGGUUAUCAAGUGCCAUGUCAGUCAAAUCCAAUGCCUCAGGAAAGUCAAGGAAGUCCAACGUUUCAGCUGUAGAAGAUGUAGAAGUACAGCAACAUCAAACAGACAAAAGAUCCUCAAGUGCCAUGUCAGUUCAAUCAAAUGUCUCAACAAGAUGUCAGUCCAAAAUGUCAGAAGUGGCAGCUGAAGAAAACGUUACACCAGAAGAAGACGCAAAAACAACUUCAAGUGCUUUGUCAGUUAAAUCAAACUCCUCAAGGAAGUCCAAAGUUUCUGAUGUUCCUACUGAAGACAGCGCUGAAGACGAAUUGGAUGAAGCGGAGGAGAGAGCAGCUAGUGCUAUGUCUGCUAUGUCUAAUGUGUCUACCAGAUCAAAGAAGUCCAAACUUUGUGUUGAAGAAACUAAGAGAGCAUCCAGUGCUAUAUCUGCUAAAUACAAUAUGUCAGCAAGAAAUACGAUGUUACUGAUGAAAUAUGAUGUUUCUGAUGAUCCCGCUGCAGACGUUCCCGCGGAAGAAAAUGCAGGAGACGAAGCAGGGGAAACUAAAGAGAGAGCACCCAGUGCUGUGUCUGGUAAGUCUGCUAAGUCUGUUUCUGCUAAAUCAAAGAAGUCCAAGGUUUCUAAACUCUGUCCAGAAGAAGAACUUAGAGCAGCCAGUGCCUUGUCUGGUAAGUCUGCCGUUUCAGCAAGAUGCAAGAAAUCCAUAGUUGUUCCCGCUGAAGAAAAGGCAGAAACUGAAGAGAGAGCAUCCAGCGCUAUGUCUAUUAAAUCUAAUGCCUCAGCAAGAUCAAGAAAGUCUACAGCAAUAGAUGAUGUGGGGGAAACUGAGGAGAGAUCACCGAGAGCUAUGUCAGCUAAGUGUAAUGUUUCUGCGAGAUCUACGAAAUCCAAUGUUUCUGAAGAUCCACCUGAUGAAAAUGUAAAACAGAAAGAAGAAGCUGAGGAGAGAGCACCUAGUGCCAUGUCUGCUAAGUCAAAUGCUUCUACCAGAUCAAAAAAGACCAAGGUUUCUCAAAUUUGUGUUGGAGAAGACACUGAGAGAACAUCCAGCGCUAUGUCUUCUAAGUACAACCGGUCAUCAAGAUACAAGAAAUACUAUGUUUCUGAUGGAGAAGAGGAUCAAACUGAUGAGAGACCAUCUAGUGCUAUGUCUGCUGAGUUCAAUGUUUCCAAUGCUGAAGACAACGCAGAAGUGAAAGAAUCUGAGAGAGCAGCUAGUACUAUGUCAGAAGCUCCCGCUGAAGAAAAAACUGAAGAAAAUACAGGAGAGGAGGUAAAACAAACAGAAGAAAAUAUAUCGGAAGAAGACACAGAAGCAGAGGAAACAGAGGAUCGUGCUCCUAGUGCUAUGUCAGCUAAAUCCAAAGCUUCUGAAGUUCCCCCUGAGGAAAAUGAAGACGAGGAAUUGGAAGAAAUUAAAGAGAGAGCACCCAGUGCCAUGUCUGCUAAGUCAGCUAAGUCUGAUAUUCCUGCAAGAUCAAAGAAGUCCAAGGAUUCUGAAUGUUGUCUUCAAGAACCCGAGAGAGCAUCCAGUGCUAUGUCUGCUAAGUACAAUAUGUCAGCAAGACACAAGAAAUAUGACUUUUCAGAUGAUCCUGCUGCAGAGGACGAGAGAGCAGCUAGUUCUAUGUCAGCUAAGUCCAAUGUUUCAGCUAGAUCGACAAAAUCUAAAGCAUCUGAAGUUCCGCUUGAAGUGGAACUGGAGGCUUCAGAAGUUCCUGCUGAGGAAACUGCUAAAGAAAAAGUAGAGGCUGAGGAAAGAGCACCGAGCGCUAUGUCUGCCAAGUCAACUAAGUCUAAUGUUUCAGCAAGAUCCAAGAAAUCCAGAGUUUCUGAAGUUCCUGCUGAAGGAGAGGAUCCGACUGAAGAGAGAGCACACAGUGCUAUGUCUGCUAAAUCUAAUGCUUCUGCAAAAUCAAAGAAAUCCAAUGUAUUUGCAAGGUCAGCAAAGUCUAAAGCUUUAGAAGUUCGUCCUGUGGAAAAUGGAGACAAAGAAUUGACAGAAAUUGAAGAAAGAGCACCCAGUGCCAUGUCUACUAAGUCAGCUAAGUCUGACGUUUCUGCAAGAUCAAAGAAGUCCAAAGAUUCUGAAUUUUGUCUUCAAGAACCAGAGAGAGCACCCAGUGCUAUGUCUGCUAAGUACAAUAUGUCAGCAAGACACAAGAAGUACGACUUUUCAGAUGAUCCUGCUGCAGAGGACGAGAGAGCAGCUAGUACAAUGUCAGCUAAGUCCAAUGUCUCUGCAAGAUCCCAAAAAUCCAAUGUUUCUGCAAGAUCUGCAAAGUCUAAAGCUUCAGAAGUUCCUCCUGAAGUGGAAGUGGAGGCUUCAGAAGUUCCUGCUGAAGAAACCAUCGAAUGUGAAGUAGGGGAAACUGAAGAGAGAGCACCGAGCACUAUGUCAGCUAAGUCCAAUGUCUCUGCAAGAUCCAAGAAAUCUAAAGCUUCAGAAAUUCCUGCUGAAGAAAAUGCAGAAGAGGAUGUAGGGGGAUCUGCUGAACCAGAGGAUGAAACAGAGGAACGAGCUCCCAGUGCCAUGUCUGCUAAGUCCAAUGUUUCUGCAAGAUCCCAAAAAUCCAAUGUUUCUGCAAGAUCGGCAAAGUCUAAAGCUUUGGAAGUUCCUCCUAUGGAAAAUGGAGACGAGGAAUUGGAAGAUAUUAAAGAGAGAGCACCCAGUGCCAUGUCUGCUAAUUCAGCUAAGUCUAAUGUUCCUGCAAGAUCAAAGAAGUCCAAAGAUUCUGAAUUUUGUCUUCAAGAACCCGAGAGAGCAUCCAGUGCUAUGUCUGCUAAGUACAAUAUGUCAGCAAGACACAAGAAAUACGACUUUUCAGAUGAUCCUGCUGCAGAGGAGGAGAGAGCAGCUAGUACUAUGUCAGCUAAGUCAGCCAUGUCAAAUGCUUCAACUAGAUCUAUAAAAUCUAAAGCUUCUGGAUUUCCAGCUGAGGAAAAUGCAGAAGAGAUAGAAGAAACUGUCAGAGCACCUAGUGCCAUGUCUGCUAAGACUGAAUCAGCUGACGACAACGCAGAAGAGGAAGUGGAGGUCGCUAAGGAGAGAGCUCCCAGUGCUAUGUCUGCUAAGUCCAAUGUUUCUGCAAGAUCAAAGAAGUCCAAGGUUUCUGAAUUUUGUCUUCAAGAGCCUGAGAGAGCAUCCAGUGCUAUGUCUGCUAAGUACAAUAUGUCAGCAAGACACAAGAAGUACGACUUUUCAGAUGAUCCUGCUGCAGAGGAGGAGAGAGCAGCUAGUACUAUGUCAGCUAAGUCAGCUAAGUCCAAUGUCUCUGCAAGAUCCCAAAAAUCCAAUGUUUCUGCAAGAUCUGCAAAGUCUAAAGCUUCAGAAGUUCCUCCUGAAGUGGAAGUGGAGGCUUCAGAAGUUCCUGCUGAAGAAACCAUCGAAUGUGAAGUAGGGGAAACUGAAGAGAGAGCACCGAGCACUAUGUCAGCUAAGUCCAAUGUCUCUGCAAGAUCCAAGAAAUCUAAAGCUUCAGACAUUCCUGCUGAAGAAAAUGCAGAAGAGGAUGUAGGGGGAUCUGCUGAACCAGAGGAUGAAAGAGAGGAACGAGCUCCCAGUGCCAUGUCUGCUAAGUCCAAUGUUUCUGCAAGGUCCCAAAAAUCCAAUGUUUCUGCAAGAUCGGCAAAGUCUAAAGCUUUGGAAGUUCCUCCUAUGGAAAAUGGAGACGAGGAAUUGGAAGAAAUUGAAGAGAGAGCACCCAGUGCCAUGUCUGUUAAUUCAGCUAAGUCUAAUGUUCCUGCAAGAUCAAAGAAGUCCAAAGAUUCUGAAUUUUGUCUUCAAGAACCCGAGAGAGCAUCCAGUGCUAUGUCUGCUAAGUACAAUAUGUCAGCAAGACACAAGAAAUACGACUUUUCAGAUGAUCCUGCUGCAGAGGAGGAGAGAGCAGCUAGUACUAUGUCAGCUAAGUCAGCCAUGUCAAAUGCUUCAACUAGAUCUAUAAAAUCUAAAGCUUCUGGAUUUCCAGCUGAGGAAAAUGCAGAAGAGAUAGAAGAAACUGUCAGAGCACCUAGUGCCAUGUCUGCUAAGACUGAAGUUCCUGCUGAACCUGAGGAUGAAACUCCAGCUUCAGCUGACGACAACGCAGAAGAGGAAGUGGAGGUCGCUAAGGAGAGAGCUCCCAGUGCUAUGUCUGCUAAGUCCAAUGUUUCUGCAAGAUCAAAGAAGUCCAAGGUUUCUGAAUUUUGUCUUCAAGAGCCUGAGAGAGCAUCCAGUGCUAUGUCUGCUAAGUACAAUAUGUCAGCAAGACACAAGAAGUACGACUUUUCAGAUGAUCCUGCUGCAGAGGAGGAGAGAGCAGCUAGUACUAUGUCAGCUAAGUCAGCUAAGUCCAAUGUCUCUGCAAGGUCCCAAAAAUCCAAUGUUUCUGCAAGAUCUGCAAAGUCUAAAGCUUCAGAAGUUCCUCCUGAAGUGGAAGUGGAGGCUUCAGAAGUUCCUGCUGAAGAAACCAUCGAAUGUGAAGUAGGGGAAACUGAAGAGAGAGCACCGAGCACUAUGUCAGCUAAGUCCAAUGUCUCUGCAAGAUCCAAGAAAUCUAAAGCUUCAGAAAUUCCUGCUGAAGAAAAUGCAGAAGAGGAUGUAGGGGGAUCUGCUGAACCAGAGGAUGAAACAGAGGAACGAGCUCCCAGUGCCAUGUCUGCUAAGUCCAAUGUUUCUGCAAGGUCCCAAAAAUCCAAUGUUUCUGCAAGAUCGGCAAAGUCUAAAGCUUUGGAAGUUCCUCCUAUGGAAAAUGGAGACGAGGAAUUGGAAGAUAUUAAAGAGAGAGCACCCAGUGCCAUGUCUGCUAAUUCAGCUAAGUCUAAUGUUCCUGCAAGAUCAAAGAAGUCCAAGGGUUCUGACCUUUGUCUUCAAGAACCCGAGAGAGCAUCCAGUGCUAUGUCUGCUAAGUACAAUAUGUCAGCAAGACACAAGAAAUACGACUUUUCAGAUGAUCCUGCUGCAGAGGAGGAGAGAGCAGCUAGUACUAUGUCAGCUAAGUCAGCCAUGUCAAAUGCUUCAGCUAGAUCUAUAAAAUCUAAAGCUUCUGGAUUUCCAGCUGAGCAAAAUGCAGAAGAGAUAGAAGAAACUGAAGAGAGAGCACCGAGCGCUAUGUCACCUAAGUCUAAUAUCUCUGCAAGAUCCAGGAAGUCAACAGUGUCUGAAGUCCCUGCUGAAAAAGAGGAUCAAACCGAGAGAACAGCUAGAGCUAUAUCUGCUAAGUCCAAAGUUCCAACGGACGAUACUGCUCAACCUGAGGAUGAAACAGAAGAGAGAGCGCCUAGUGCUAUGUCAGCAAAGUCAGCUAAGUCCAAUGUCUCUGCAAAAUCAGGGAAAUCCACAUUUCCUGAAGCUUCUGCUGAGGAAACAGCAGCCUCAGAAGAGAAAACGAAGGAGAGAGCACCAAGCGCUAUGUCUGCUAAAUCAAAUAUCUCAGCAAGAUCUAAGAAACCUGACCAUGAAACAGAGGAGCGAGCAUCCAGUGCUGUAUCAGUUAAGUCACAUGUAUCUGCAAGAUCAAGGAAGUCCAAAGUUUCUGAAGUUGCUGCUGAAGAAAAGGCUGCAGAGCAGGUAGAGGAACAUGUGGAAAAAGCAACAAGUGCUGUGUCGGCUAAGUCUCCAAGAUCAGCCGGAACCCACGCAUCUGCCAAGUCCCACGCAUCAGACAGAACCCACACAACAGACAGGAUCCACACAUCAGACACAUGUAUUUACUGUAACUCCAAACCCAAAGAUAGCAUAACUGCUGAAGUGACUGAGAGACCUAAAAGCAACAUGUCCAAUGUGUCAUCCCACCUACAAGUGAAAGGACAAAAGGACAAAAACAAUACGGAUGAUGCCAAAAGCGACAAAGGGAGUGAUAUUUCAAUGAAGACAAACAGAUCAAAGAUUGCCACUAGAGAUCAUGUAGACACUCCCAGACCUAACUCUAUUGCAUCAGAGAGUCAUCUCACUCCUACUCCACCACACUGCCCACCAACCCCUAGAAAAAUGAAACAACCUGUUAUUCUACUUGGGUUUUCAAGUGACAGUAACAAGUUACACACAGCAGAUCCUAGGAAGGAGAGCUCUAACAACUUAUGCGAUGGUCCCUUAAAAGCGACAGACUGGAAUGUCAGUGACAACAAAAGUGACAAGAGCAGCAAGUGCAAACACAGGAAAGGGGUUUCCUCUCGCAGUUCCUCCCUACAGUUGCUGGAAGGAGAUGUCUCUGAGCUGGUUCCCUCCAAUUUACCAAACGCCUCUCCAACAGAGGUGGUGAAUGAGUGGCUUAAGAAAAUACCAUCUGAUAGUGAGAUGUACGACAUUGGGGACGAAUUCAGUGACAGAGGCCAUUCACCGGAGCUGGCACCAAAGGACAAAACGAAUGGGACGGAGGAGAACGAUGUCACUGCUGUGUGUGAGACUCAAAAAGAAAAGGAAGAGCCCAAAGAGACAGCAGCCAACCAUGUGGCUGAUGGUGAGGAGCCAGCAGAGACCCCACCUGAGACCCAACCAGAGGGCACCGUUCCACAGGAGGACAUAUCAAAGAGCUUUCACUCCUCAGUGCAGGUGAUGAAAGUACUGUUGAGUCCCAAGCUUGACCGGUGUCACAGCUUACCUGAAGUUUCCCCAGUGUACGGACGUAAACUGAGCACCUCAGCCAGAGGUCUCCUGGAUUGCCUCGCAAAGCUGCAGUUGAUUGACUUUGAUCACAAUGACGAUGCAAAUGCCAAGGAAGCAAGGUACAGAGAGCUAAUGAACAUCCUCCAGUCCCUCUGGUUGUGUGACCCUGCAGAGAAUCAAAAGACACAGCAGAAUGGCUGUGAUCAACACUCCGUGGACGGUGACACCAAAGCAAGGUCCUCCUCUGGGGUGGACGUCAGCAGUGGCUCAACAGGCUCAGGUAAGAGCUCAGGUGGUUUGGCUCAUGCACCGAACGCAGAGGGGGAAGCAUUGCCGAGGGUAGAAGAAGUUGACGAAACUGCAGAGGAACAAGAAAGCCCAGAGUUCUCAAUCCCUAUGUCUGAUCUAGCCACUCUGGACAUAGCCAGUCAGGUCCAAUGGACCACAGAGGAAGGAGGAGGAGAAGGAGGAACAGCAGUGGAGGAAGAGAAACAAAAAGACGAAGACAUCCCGGCGUCUGAUGACACCAUUAGAAAUGAAAGUCUGAGAGAAUUACCAGAAACACCCCCGUCUUCCAACAAGAGCUCAGACCCUCGAGAGGACACAACCUCUGGCUCUCCUCCAUCUGCCCAAAGGGCACAACUAGCCAAAAAGGUUUCCCUGGAUCCUGAUCCUGUCUGGGUCUUGAAGUUACUGAACAAACUAGAGAAACAGUUCAUGACACAUUAUGUGGAUGCCAUGGCUGAGUUCAAGAUUCGCUGGAAUUUGGACGACAGCGAACAUCUUGAUGCCAUGAUAGCCGAACUAAAAGACGAUGUGCAUAGGAGGAUACAAUUAAGCAUUGACAGAGAACUAAGGAAGAUCCACGGUCGGGGUGGAAGACCAAGACCACCCAAAGAAGAAUUGUCACGAGAAUUAAGUGCGCAAACUGAGACGAGGCGAAGAAGACUGAAGGUCGUGCGCAACCAGUCUAUUGAUUACCGAGAGGAGAAAAGCGACGAUGCAACCGGCACUUCAUUCAGUGACCAACGGAGUGAUGAUGAAUAUUGCCCUUGUGAAACAUGUAUAAAAAAGAAACUGGAUUUAGGGCCACUGCUUCCUGCAGAAGUUUUGCAUAUUGCUCCAGUCAUGAUGGCUUUUGAUCUAAAGUCAAUCCUCCAGUUGAAAAAGGACCCUACUCCAAAGACACAAGAAGUUGAUGCUACUGAUGACACUGAAACUAUGGAUGAAGCCACAGUAGUGAAAACUAGUAUUAUACAUGCAUUUGAUUUAAAGUCAAUUCUCCAGUUGAAAAAGGACAAUCCUCCACAGAUACAAGAAGAAGUCGAUGUUACAGAUGAGACUGGAGGUAUAGAUGAAGCCAAAGCAGCAGAAACUCUUGUUGAAAACGUUAUCAACGGGGCUAAGAAAGAGGCGAAGGAAUCACAAGAACAGGAAGAUGCUGCUCAGGAUGAUGAAAUGGGUAAUGAAGCUGAGGCAGCAGUAGAAGAGACAGUUAAAGAUGAAGCAGUAGAAGAAGAGGAAUAUGAUAUUGCUGAAGAUGAAGAAACUGUUGACGCAGAAACUCCAGAAGAUGAAGCAGUAGAAGAGGAGGAGGAAGCUAAAGCAGAAACAGCAGAAGCUGAGACAGUAGAAGAUGAAGCAGGAGAAGAAGCAACUUCUGAAGCAGAGACAGCAGCUGAUGACGAAACAGCAGGAGAAGAGGACACUGCUGAAGUAGAGACAGCUGACGAAGAAACAGAGGAAGCAGCAGAAGAAGAAGCUGAAGCUGAAACUGCAGAGGCAGAGACUGCUGAGGAUGAAGCAGGAGAAGACAAGGAAGCUGAAGUAGAGGGAGAAGAGACAGCAGAAGACGAAGCAGAAGAUGAAACUGUUGAAGCUGAGAGUGCCAAAGUAGAAUCAACUGAAGAUGAAACUGUCGGAGAAGACGAGACUGUUGGAGAGGAGGAAGCUGAAACUGAGGCAGUUGAAGAGGAAACUACAGGAGAGGAGGCGGCAGAAGCUGAGACAGCAGCAGAAGAAGAGACAGCUCAAGAUGAAACUACAGGAGAGGAGGAGGCUGAAGUUGAAACAACCGGUGAUGAGUCGGCACUAGCUGAAACUGCAGGAGAAGUAACGGCACUAGCUGAAACUUCAGGGGAAGAGACAGCUGACGACGAAACAGCAGGAGAGGAAGAGAGUGCUGAAGCUGAGACAGCUGAGGGAGAAGAGCAGACAGCCAGAGAUGAAACAAGAGGAGAUGAGACUGAAAACGCAGGAGAAGAGUCGGCAGAACCUGAAACAGCAGUCGAAGAAGAGACUGGCGAAGCAGAGACAGCUGAAGAUGAAGGAGCAGGAAAUGGAGCUGAAGCUGAAGCUGAGGAGGAUGUAGAAAAAGAGGAAGCUGAAAAAGAAGAGAAAAUAGAGCCAGUAGAUGAGUCAAACAUCGAGGAGACAGCUAUCAGGAAAGACAACGUGGAGGAAACACUUAAGGAAACUCAAGUGACCUCAUUCGAUGCCUUUUCCAGAUUAGAGUACUCUGAAGAAGGUGCUUACUCUGACGUUGAGGAUUCAGAGACUGAAGGAAACAAUGAGGAGUCAGAGGCCCAAGAGGACAAAGCAGAAGAGGAGGGUGGUACUGCAGCAGAGGCUGAGCUUCAGGUUGAGGAGACUACUGUUGAGGAGGAGGUGGAGGAAGGGGAGGAGGAGCAAGCAGAAGCUGAGGAGGAGCAGGCAGAAGCUGAGGAGGAGCAGGCGGAAGUGGAGAAGAAGGAUGCAGCAGAAGAGGAUGCUGCUGCUGAGGAAGAACAGGAGGAAGCUGAAAAGGAAGUUGAGGAGGACCAGACAGAAGCUGAGGAGGAGCAGGAGGAAGAUGAGGAGGAGCAGGAGGAAGAUGAGGAGGAGCAGGAGGAAGAUGAGGAGGAUACAGUUAAAAACUAUGCUGCUCCCGAGGAAGAGCCAGCCGAUGAGGCGGAUGAUGUCAGAAGCAAAGGACAGUCUGAAGACGACGGUGAUGGACCUUCUGGGACAUCUGAGACGAGCCUACAAAGCCAGCCAACCAAAUCUUCCAUGGAAUCCCAACCAGGCUCGCUGGAUGAAAUCCUGGAUGAAGAGGCAGAGCGAGAGUCCAACAGUGAGAAGAGUUCAGGGUCGGGGAAAGGCUCGGGCCACCACCUCUCUGUGAAGAGAAAGCAGAUGUACCUUAUGGACAAAGAGAACGAGAGCAAAGUGUCAGAAGUCACAGAGUCAGCCAGCGAGGUUCUCGAGCGACAAGUCGUCUCCCCAAAGAAGAAGACUCCAAAGAAGUCUGUCAAGUCAAGCAAGGCCAAAGAGAGUGAUAUUGAUCAAGACGAUCUUGAUUUCUAAAACUUCACUCUUCAAAUUUAAUUUACGGUAUUUUGCUUGUAAAAAAGUUGAGUUUAAUUACCUCCAAAUUAAUGAAAUCAAUAGUUCAUUAUUUGGUUAAUUAAAGACAUACCUACCUGAUCACAGUCAACACACACAUAUUUUAUGUUAAGAAUUUAAAGGAAUAUAACAGAAUAAAAUAAUAAUCAUAUUUUUCCCACACAACUUGAGUCAUGGGGAAAAAAAGCCUAUUGCCUUUUUGUUCCACAUUUCAUCUCUUUCCUACCCUCACUCCACGUUGUUAGGGGGCAGACGUAGGGGCUUACAUUGAUAGUAUCUGCAUCAUGAUACCAAUAGAAAAUAAUAGCAUACCUAUUUUCAAAAGCAUGUGAGUCUCAUGUUCAUAUUUCACAACACUAAAAGUGUAUAGGCUUUACAUGAUCGAGCAAGGUAACAGGCCUACUCUUGAUUUAGGCUACAUUAUUAGAUGCUAAAUGUUUCUGAUCACAGAUAGAUGAUCUAUACCUCCACUUAUUUGCCCAGCCAGAGAAUCAACCAGAUCACAUUGAUCGAUACAAGUCAGUGAAGUAACAGGCUUUAGUUUGGGUGUAAGGCUACUAAGGGCCUGGAGUGAGGAGCAAAAUAAUCCACUUGAUAAACUACAUAUCCUGAAUAACAUGCUGGCAAAAUGUUCUGAUAAAUCAGCCAACUAGACUAAAUGAUCUGAUAAAUCAGUCAACUAGACUAAAUGAUCUGAUAAAUCAGCCAACUAGACUAAAUGAUCUGAUAAAUCAGCCAACUAGACUAAAUGUUCUGAUAAAUCAGCAAACUAGACUAAAUGUUCUGAUAAAUCAGCCAACUAGACUAAAUGUUCUGAUAAAUCAGCCAACUAGACUAAAUGUUCUGAUUAGGCCUAAUAAAUCAGCUAACUAGACUAAAUGUUCGAAUAAAUCAGCCAACUAGACUAAAUGUUCUGAUAAAUCAGCCAACUAGACUAAAUAUUCUGAUUAGGCCUAAUAAAUCAGCUAACUAGACUAAAUGUUCUGAUAAAUCAGCCAACUAGGCUAAAUGUUCUGAUAAAUCAGCCAACUAGACUAAAUGUUCUGAUAAAUCAGCCAACUAGACUAAAUGUUCUGAUGAAUCAGGCAACUAGACUAAAUGUUCUGAUUAGGCCUAAUAAAUCAGCUAACUAGACUAAAUGUUCUGAUAAAUCAGCCAACUAGGCUAAAUGUUCUGAUAAAUCAGCCAACUAGACUAAAUGUUCUGAUUAGGCCUAAAAAAAUCAGCUAACUAGACUAAAUGUUCUGAUAAAUCAGUCAACUAGACUAAAUGUUCUGAUAAAUCAGCCAACUAGACUAAAUGUUCUGAUAAAUCAGCCAACUAGACUAAAUGUUCUGAUAAAUCAGCCAACUAGACUAAAUGUUCUGAUAAAUCAGUCAACUAGACUAAAUGUUCUGAUACAACUAGACUAAAUGUUCUGAUAAAUCAGCCAACUAGACUAAAUGUUCCGAUACAACUAGACUAAAUGUUCUGAUAAAUCAGCCAACUAGACUAAAUGUUCUGAUAAAUCAGCCAACUAGACUAAAUGUUCUGAUAAAUCAGUCAACUAGACUAAAUGUUCUGAUACAACUAGACUAAAUGUUCUGAUAAAUCAGCCAACUAGACUAAAUGUUCCGAUACAACUAGACUAAAUGUUCUGAUAAAUCAGCCAACUAGACUAAAUGUUCUGAUAAAUCAGCCAACUAGUGUAACGGUCUGGGCGUAGUGGGUGCGGAGUCAGGCGCAGGAGACAGAAAGUUCAAUGUAACGCUUUAUUACGCACAAAAGUAAUUCGCCCAAAAUGCCGGGUGCACCAAAAUACAAACACCCAAAAUAUACUAUCCACCACGCAGAACACAGUGGAAGGAUCAUUAAGCCCGCACAAAGAACAGCCGGGCCUACUGGCUUAAAUAGUCCAACUAACAAGCCUAAAUGAAAACAGGUGAAACUAAUUAGACAAAACAAACAGAAAAGGGAAAAAGGGAUCGGUAGCAGCUAGUAGGCCGGUGACGACGACCGCCGAGCGCC
Molecule: messenger RNA, 14581 nt
Organism: Salmo salar (Atlantic salmon)
Lineage: Eukaryota; Metazoa; Chordata; Actinopteri; Salmoniformes; Salmonidae
Source: RefSeq, a predicted model, not a curated record